Molecule: messenger RNA, 984 nt
Organism: Arachis ipaensis
Lineage: Eukaryota; Viridiplantae; Streptophyta; Magnoliopsida; Fabales; Fabaceae
Source: RefSeq, a predicted model, not a curated record
AUGGGCUUUGGCCGGAGGUGGAGAGAGUGGGUGAAGGAGUGUGUUGGCACAGCAUCUAUGUCGAUCCUGGUAAAUGGCUCACCAUCUAAACCGUUUAAGAUGGAGAGGGGUUUGAGACAAGGGGAUCCAUUAUCUCCGUUUUUGUUUGUUCUAGUGGUUGAUGUUCUGCAUAAGAUGGUAGAGAAGGCAGUCAGGAAUAGACGUAUUAUGCCCCUGCUAGUUGGUAAGGACAACAUAGAGCUGUCACACCUCCAGUUCGCGGAUGACACUAUUUUGUUCUGUCCACCAGAAGAAGAGACCAUCAGAAAUUAUGCCAGGCUACUAAGGUGCUUUGAGGUGAUGUCGGGGUUAACCAUUAGCUUUGAUAAAUCAAGUUUAAUCCCAAUCAACUGUGAACAGCAGUGGACAUACGACAUGUGCAACUUGUUGGGAUGCAAGGAGGCCUGCCUCCCAAUCAAAUUUCUUGGCAUUCCCUUAGGAGCGAACCCAAGACUAGUAAGGACUUGGAAACCAAUAAUUGACAAGGUGGAGGAGAAGCUCAGCCUGUGGAAAGCAAAGGUUCUCAAUAAAGCGGCUCAAAAAUUACCUACUAGAGGGGGUCCAUGGAAGGAUAUCUGUCAACUGCAGUUCAGGAAUGAUGCUGUAAAAGAUAAGAUGAUUGCGGGGUUGUCUAUGGAGGUGGGUGACAGAAGGAGGACUCGAUUCUGGGAAGAUCUAUGGUUACAAAGUGGUCCAUUAAAGAUGAGUUUUCCGAGACUUUUCUCCGUUUCAAACCAAAAAGGAUCAGUCAUAGGGGAUUGUGGGUUUUGGGAUGGGUUAGAGUGGAUCUGGAAUUUCCAGUGGAGGCGAGAUUUAUAUCAAUGGGAGUUGGACUUGGUGGUUCAAUUGCAUGAGACUUUACGACCUGUAAAGCUGGAACAUGAUAAGCAAGACAGAAUUUAUUGGAAAUUUGACAAGGAAGGUGUGGUGUCUAUGGCUAUCUGA